This is a messenger RNA of Galleria mellonella (greater wax moth), 2397 nucleotides long. It is a transcript of the gene Fbxo42, whose product is annotated as F-box only protein 42. Gene Ontology annotation, molecular function: protein binding. Lineage: Eukaryota; Metazoa; Arthropoda; Insecta; Lepidoptera; Pyralidae. The record is from RefSeq and is a predicted model, not a curated record. The coding region runs from base 164 to 2011 and encodes 615 amino acids. The transcript is spliced from 3 exons.
GCAACACUGAUCAAAUUGUCAGUCUCAAUGUUAUUUGCUCUUGUACAUUUUCAAGAUUUUUGUCUGUUUUGUACAUCUAUUUUCUCAUGAUCGCUAUGAAAAUGUUGUCUUUUGAAAUAUAAAUCGACGCCAUUCAAAUAUUAUAAAAUUAAAUAUAAUAAACAUGGAAGUUAUACACAGAUCCCUACGACAACAAACUCUGCGUAGUACUAUUGAGGAUCUUCCAGAUGAAGUAUUGGAAUUUAUAUUGAGUUUUUUGCCUCCUUACAAAGACUUACAAAAUUGUAUGACUGUUUGUAAACGAUGGUAUAACUGUGCUCAAAAUGUCUUACGUAAAACAUCUUUAAAACUCAUUAAAGCAGUAGGAGAAUUCAAUAUAUUAUGGAAAAAUAUUGCCCCAGUUGACAUGGGACCUACAAUAACAAAAAGAUUUUCACAUGCAGCGUGUGUACUUGAAAACAAUAUGUACAUAUUUGGAGGUUGUACUACUAAUGCUACAUCAUUUAAUGACCUGUGGCGUUUUGAUCUGUCUAUUCGCCAAUGGAUAAGGCCAUUGGCCACAGGAACAUAUCCAGUACCAAAAGCAUAUACUUCCAUGGUACAUUAUAAAGACUGUUUGAUAGUAUUUGGGGGAUGGGCUUACCCUUCAUUAUCACAAUAUUAUCAGAAUACAACUAUGUUUAAUGAGAUACAUUUUUAUUGUGUUAACACUAAUAGGUGGAUAUUGAUUAAUUCCAUCAAUAGCCCACCUCCAAUGGCAGGGCAUUCUGCUUGCAUGAAAGGAGAUGAAAUGGUAGUAUUUGGUGGGAUGGUAAUGUCAGCAACACAAAACCUUCAAAUACAAUGUUCUAAUGAUGUUUGGGUACUUGAUUUACCCACUCUAACCUGGAGAAAACAGCCUACUACCAAACCUAGACCAUCACCAAGAUAUGCACAAUCAUUAAUUCGAUUAGACUCUGAAAGGUUGAUGUUAUUGGGAGGCGUCCAGACUUUGCAUAACCGGUUUAUUUAUAAUGAUUGUUGGAUUUUAACAAUGAAAGGACCUACUUGGACCUGGAAAGAACUGGCCGUGAAAAAUAAAGAAUGGGCAGCUGCUAAUAUAUGGUGUAAUCCUGCAUGUAGGGUUGGAGAUAAAGUUGUUAGUUUGAGUAGAAGUAGAAAUGGAUGGAAUUGUGCCAAACCAUUAGUCACAUCAGCUGUUCGUUUAUCAGCUUUAAGUAGACCAGAAGGAGCACCUGUAUCAGUUAGAGUGGAACAAAGCUUACAAAGACCAUUAGAUAGAGAUCAAAAUAUAAAUGGAAGAAGAGGUGUUUUACCUAGACAAGCCUUGGCAAGGCAAGUACAGGAAAAUAAUCCAAAUGAACCAAUAGCUGGUCCCAGUAAUGAGCAAAUUAGAAAUCAAAAUCUAGUGGUAUCUGAUGAAAAUGCCAGCUGUGAAGCCAAUAAUAUUCCAGGACCUAGCUCUGAAAUGAAACAAGCAAGUAAUAGUGCUGAUUUGAUAAGAAAAGAUUCAUCUUUUAGAAGAAACAAAAAUAAGAAUAAAGGUAUGAAGAUUGUACGACAAUUACAAGAAGCUAACAAAUACCGGAUGGCAGCAUUUGCUUGUGAUUCAUCUUUAAAUAAUACAUCACCUGAAAAUGAUCUCAUAAAUCAAAGACAAAUUGCUAAUUUAGAAAAUAGAAGAGAACCACUUCCUCCCCCACCAAAUCCACAACAAAGGCAACCAGCUGUCAAGAAAAUAAAAAGAAAUACAUUAACUAUGCAUGUGUUGGAUAUUUCAAGUAUCAUAGAUGGAAACUCUCUUAAUUAUGUGUCUUGGUUAUGUCCUCGCUUGGGAGAGAUGAAUGGAGCUCCAGAAGAAUUAGUCAUGUAUUCUUUAGUAAAAGGAAAUGGCGAAUUGAUUAUGUUUGGAGGUGUUCACAAUGAUAUUAGUGUUUUAAAUUAUAAUGAACACCAAAGUAUGUAUUCUAAUUCACUCCAUUUCAUUACACCUCCAAGAGAUGUAAUAUGAUUAUUGAAUAUAAAAAAAAUCUGUGUGAUAAUGUCACUUUAAGAAAGCACUUGAAAUGCCAAUAAACUGUGCAGUAUCAAAUUAUGUAUGUAAAUAUAUUAUGCUUAAUUACAAAUUAGGAAGAAAUUAUCAUAAUUUUUUUAUGUGCAACUUUUAAAAUUUUAUAUUUGUAGUAGUUUCAAUUUUUUAUUUUGCAAUUGAAUAAUAAUACCUUAUAUUUGCUUAAACUUAUUACUUUUCACUAAUGAAUUUCAUUAUAUAAAAUACAAUGUUCUGUGAUUUCAGUUGUAAAUAAUAAUGGUUUGUGUAUAGGAAAGAGUAAUUCAAUAUAAAUAUUAAAGUGUAACUGAAUAUGUUUAUAAAUAAAAAGUUGAUUUAUUAAUGGA